Molecule: messenger RNA, 1716 nt
Organism: Colletotrichum navitas
Lineage: Eukaryota; Fungi; Ascomycota; Sordariomycetes; Glomerellales; Glomerellaceae
Product: cation diffusion facilitator family transporter
Exons: 3
Coding region: 1-1716 (571 amino acids)
Biological process (GO): zinc ion transmembrane transport; intracellular zinc ion homeostasis
Cellular component (GO): membrane
Molecular function (GO): zinc ion transmembrane transporter activity
Source: RefSeq, a predicted model, not a curated record
AUGGCGUGGUCAAAGUCGACGCGUAUCAGCAUCAUGCUGGCCAUCGAUGUCGUCUUCUUCCUCGUCGAGCUGAUUGUCGGUUUGCUUGUCAAGUCGCUGGCCCUUACUGCGGACGCCUUCCACAUGCUCAACGACAUCAUUUCCCUUUGUGUCGGACUCUGGGCCGUCUCUGUGGCCAGUAAGGCCACCACCGACAAGUAUUCGUACGGAUGGCUGCGCGCCGAGAUCCUCGGCGCCUUCUUCAACGCCGUCUUCCUUAUCGCCCUCUGCGUUUCCAUCAUCCUCGAGGCCGUUAGCCGAUUCUUCGACCCUCCCCAGAUCGACAACCCCCAGCUGAUUCUUAUCGUUGGUUCCUUCGGCCUCGCAUCGAACCUUGUCGGCUUCUUUGUCCUCGGCGGUCACGGCCACUCUCACGGUGACGAUCACUCCCACGACCACGGCGAACAUGGCCACGCCCACUCCGACGAGCACGCUGCCGAGGAAGGCCGCGCCGCCAUGGCGGGCGCCGCUAACAAUGACAGCGGCAACGUUGGCGACCUCUACCCCGAGGCCAUCGUCGCUAGAGCCACCGCCCGUCCCGACACGUCUCGUCGCAUAAGGUUCGAGCGAGACUCUGAUCCUUCCGGCCGCGCCCCGAGCCAUGCCUCCUCCGCUUCCAAGAGUCAUGACCGCCGCAGAACCAGCUCCCGUCACCACUCGCGUCUCACUAGCAUUGAGGAUAUCAGCAUUCACCCUUCGAGCUUCCGACAGGAGAUCAUCGACGCCAGCCGGUCCCAGCCCGAAGGUUUGGAGUCGGCCAGCGAGAGCGAGGUCGACGAGACUGUUGUCGAGGAUGGCGAGCCUGACGAGGAGUCCCCUCUGCUCAAGUCCAAUGAUACCAAGCAAACCUACCUGAUCGAUGGCGGCCACCGCGGUCGCGCCGCCGCCAAGCGCCCGAGACGCGAGUCCAGCCUUCACCACGAGCACAACCACAACAAGGAGCGCAAGAAGGCGUCUGGCGGCCACGGCCACAACCACGCCGAUAUGGGUAUGAACGCCAUGGUCCUCCACGUCAUCGGUGACGCUCUCGGCAACGUUGGUGUCAUUGUUACUGCCCUCGUCAUCUGGCUGACCGACUGGCCCGGCCGCUUCUACGCCGACCCUGCCGUCUCGCUGUUCAUCACACUCAUCAUUCUCAAGUCCGCCAUCCCCCUUACCAAGGCGACCUCCAAGGUUCUCCUCCAGGCCACCCCCGAUAACAUCGACCUCCAGGAGGUCCGCGAGGAUAUCCAGAACCUGCCCGGCGUCCUCAGCUGCCACCACGUCCACAUCUGGCAGUUGUCCGACACCAAGAUCGUCGCCUCCCUGCACGUUCACGUCAACUUCCCCAUCUCCGCCGAGGGCGGCGAGAAGUACAUGGAGCUCGCCAAGCGCGCCCGUAAGUGCCUCCACGCCUACGGUAUUCACGCGGCCACCAUCCAGCCCGAGUUUUGCGGCGACGAUGAGCAUCACGACGAGGAGGAGCAGAUGGUCCAAUACGACGGCAACGGUUCUGUUGGCUCACUGAAGCAGACCUGCCUGUUGGAGUGCGUCGACAACUGCGCGGCCGGCGGCUGCUGCUCCGAGUCGACGGUUGCCGGUAGCCUUCGCAGCCAGUCAGCCCACAGCCACGACGGCCACGACCAUGACCACAGCCAUGAUCAUGGCAACGGUCACUCGCACUCGCACUCGCACUAA